Messenger RNA from Heterobasidion irregulare TC 32-1, 1243 nucleotides. RefSeq lists its product as uncharacterized. The transcript has a single exon. Lineage: Eukaryota; Fungi; Basidiomycota; Agaricomycetes; Russulales; Bondarzewiaceae. The coding region runs from base 266 to 1243 and encodes 325 amino acids. The record is from RefSeq and is a predicted model, not a curated record.
CAUUGUUCUGUAUUCUUAGGACGAGGACACCUACAUCACCCGUAGAUACCCGAGCCCUGACGUGCCACUCCCACAUCGCUCGCUCCAUGGGACCUACCUCGAGGUUCCAACCCCCAUCGCGCCACACGUACCCACCCAAGCCGCCCACUGGGACAAUGACAACGAGUCGACGGGCGCAUGGCCAUUCCCUGUUUCACUCACCGCCACUCACACCUACACGGAGGCGGCCCAACGCUACAUCACCACAUCGUCGGUCUCAAGUUUGAUGGGUGCAUUGGACCCUAUCGCGGUCGCGGAGCACCCUUCGAGACACCGCACGACACCCUUCUCCUUGCUGCUGGGCGCCGUCCAUCCGAUCCAGGGUCCAUGGAGCGAGAUGGCGCGAGAUAUAGUGGAGGCGCCGCGCGACACCGUCCUUGGGGUGUUGGCCGAGGUGCCUCCGCAGGUGCUCAUCGAGGAGGCCCCGGAGCUUGUCCCAGAGCUGCCGCCGUCGCCAGAGACCGCCUCGGAUCCGGUGCUGCCGGAGCACCACGUGCAUGUGGAGGAGGAGCCAAGGCAGAAGAAGGCGAAAAAUGGGGAGGGGAGACAUGGGAGGGAGGAGGGAGCGAGUCAGGGAGCGAGCGGCGCGACGGCGGGGAGGCGUACAGUCAAGAGGCCGCGCAUGCCCCCGAUCGCAGGGUAUGGCCGAUUUUCGGUCAAGCUGACAAGCGACUAUGCGGAGAGGGAGAGAGAGACGGCGGGAGAGCGAGGCCAGAUGCUUGUGGUCCAUCCACAGGCGCACGGCAGCGCCCCUCCAGAGACUACAAUGACAUCGACGACGUCCACCUACAGGGUGGAAAACCCCACAAGUGAUCCAGUCCCCGAGGCUGUACUGCAGUCCAUCGGAGGGCCCUGGAUAACGACACCUGGAGAGGAACAGAGAGGCGCGCGAAAGCGCAAGAGGGCUGACCCUCAUGUCUGCGACGGCACCGACGGGUGCAGCAAGCGGCUGUCGUGCCCUUACGACAUGCCCCGACACAAGGCGACUCUGCGCCACGGAGGACAGCGCGAAUUUGCAUGCGGCGACUGCCCAGCCCUUUGUGUGCGCAAAGAUGAAGUCCAUCGCCACAUGCGGGAGCACUGCCCAAACAGGGGCAGGAAACAUAACGGCGGGGGCGGUCCCUCGCAGGGCCCGAGACACGAUGGUUUAGAGGGCAGUGGAGGGGGUAUGGGGGGUAUGGGGUAUGGCCUGCUCGGCGGAUAG